Molecule: messenger RNA, 3237 nt
Organism: Calidris pugnax (ruff)
Lineage: Eukaryota; Metazoa; Chordata; Aves; Charadriiformes; Scolopacidae
Gene: OPRD1
Product: opioid receptor, delta 1
Exons: 3
Coding region: 52-1164 (370 amino acids)
Biological process (GO): G protein-coupled opioid receptor signaling pathway; neuropeptide signaling pathway
Cellular component (GO): neuron projection; membrane
Molecular function (GO): neuropeptide binding; G protein-coupled enkephalin receptor activity
Source: RefSeq, a predicted model, not a curated record
GCGCUCGGAUGCGUGAAGCGGCCACGGCGGGGCCAGGGCCGCCCGCGGGCCAUGGAGCUGCCCACGGAACUGGCCACGGAGUUGCCCACGGCUGUUGGCACCGUUUGGGGCAACGGGACCCUCUGGGCUUCCUUGCCCGGCCAUGGGGCCAACGGCACGGGGCCGCAAGGGGCCAAAAACGCCACCUCCAUCCUCAUCGCCAUCGUCAUCACCGCCCUCUACUCCGUGGUGUGCGUGGUGGGGCUGCUGGGCAACGUCCUGGUCAUGUACGGCAUCGUCAGGUACACCAAGAUGAAGACAGCCACCAACAUCUACAUCUUCAACCUGGCCCUGGCAGACGCACUGGCCACCAGCACGCUGCCCUUCCAGAGCGCCAAGUACCUGAUGGAGACUUGGCCCUUCGGGGAGCUGCUCUGCAAAGUCGUGCUCUCCAUUGACUACUACAACAUGUUCACCAGUAUCUUCACCCUCACCAUGAUGAGCGUGGACCGCUACAUCGCUGUGUGCCACCCAGUUAAGGCCCUGGACUUCCGCACGCCAGCCAAGGCCAAGAUCAUCAAUGUCUGCAUCUGGGUCCUCUCCUCCCUCAUCGGGGUGCCCAUCAUGGCCAUGGCGGUCACCAAGUCAAAAGACGGGAUGGUGCUGUGCACUCUCCAGUUUCCCGAUCCUCCCAUCUACUGGGACACCGUGACCAAGAUCUGCGUCUUCAUCUUCGCCUUCAUGGUCCCCAUCUUGGUCAUCACCAUCUGCUACGGACUGAUGAUCCUUCGCCUGAAGAGCGUCCGCCUCCUCUCGGGCUCCAAGGAGAAAGACCGCAACCUGCGGCGCAUCACGCGCAUGGUGCUGGUGGUGGUGGCAGCCUUCAUCAUCUGCUGGACACCCAUCCACAUCUUCGUCAUCGUCUGGACGCUGGUGGACAUAGAUAAGAAGAACCCCUACGUGGUGGCCAGCCUGCACUUCUGCAUCGCCCUGGGUUACACCAACAGCAGCCUCAACCCCGUCCUUUACGCUUUCCUGGAUGAGAACUUCAAGAGGUGUUUCCGGGAGUUUUGCCUGCCUUUCCGAGCCCGUGUGGACCAGAACAGCUUCUCCCGUGCCAGAAACACCACAAGGGAACGGGUCUCCACCUGCACCCCUUCCGAAGCCCGCAACAAGCCGGCAUGACUAGACGUGGGCAGCCUCCAGCGGGGCUGCCGGGGCCACGGAGGGGACGACCUGCGCUCAGAAGUCACCCAGGUCACCACCACGGAGCUCUAGCGCAGAGCGGUGGCCUCAAAGACUUUUUCAUCUCGGAGAACCCAAGAUGGAGGAAUCAGGACUCACCGAGAGAUGUAGGGAGAGGACCAAAACGAGAGGAAACCUGGGUGGAGCUGCUCUGUUGCUGCUCCCACUGCAGACGGGUAGACCUGGCAGCCCCUUGACAAGGGUUGUCACCCUCUUUCAUGUGGCUCUCAGCAAAGCCCAAGCAUCCUGGGACACCACGAUUGCAAUGACCACGUGCUUCUUCUCCUACAUGGGCCAAGACGGCAUCACAGUCUGAGGCAAGAGAGGAAAAGCUCCUGUGGCAGAAGAGGACAGUUCCAGGGGUUGGGACCUCAUUCUGUCCCCCUCUGGGUUGCGUCCAAAAACCAGCCAGAAACGGGAAGAGAAAAUGAUGCCGCUUCAGAGAGAGUGUUAUCAAAGAGCUCCAAAUCCACAGUAAAAAAUUUAGUGGAGUCCUUCAAACCGGGACUGGCCCCCCGAGGACAACUUUCUGCUCUUAAAGUCAUUCCUGUAUUAUUUAGAGACCUCUGACUGCAGCCAGGGCAGCCCUAGACACGGAUGCGAUGCCGGGAACGCGGCCAGGGGACCGGUGGGGAGCAGGGCAUGUCCCGAGCUCACCCCACAUCCACGUGCCGAGGCCAAAUUCUCCCCAGCCCAGCAUCCAUCAGGGUGACGGGGAACCUCUCCUCACCCUUCGGCCUCCAGUGACAUUAAGCUUGAGAAAUAUCUCAUUAAGAGAGCAAUUUGUGGGGACUCGAGGAGUUUCUCGCAGCGCUAAAGCAAUUAGGAUGGACUCACGGGCAGCGCUGAGAGGGCUCUGCCUCCCCUGCCCGUCGGGUGAAGGAUGAGCAACCACACUGCCCACAGUUCCUUCAGCAAAGCCAAAAAGGAGAUGUUGUUGGUUGUUUUUUGAAAUAGAAGAUGGGAAAAGCAUCACCAUGGUUUUGUUAUUCCCCCAAGCAGGGACAGAGGUCGUGUGAAUGCUGAGAAAGGACCCACAGCCUGCCAGAGGCAGAGAUUUGGGGAUCUCACACUCAACGCUCACCUGGAUGGAGCAACCAUCCUUCCGAAGAAGCAGCCGAGCUCCAAAGCAGCACAUCCUGCAGGAGCCACCAGCCAGGGACCUCUGGACCACUUUAUCUGCUGCUAAACGAUGACUGAUGGGUCCUCCUGACCUUCCGCUCCCUGAAUCCCCCCUCACCAGCAUCCACGACUUCCCCUCCCUCUCACCUUCCCACCACCACGGCUGCAACCAGGAGGUCAAACAGGUUGAGGAGGAGGAGGAGGAGGCUGGGAGGAAGCGGUAAUAGCAUUUAGUGGAUAAAUUGAUGCAGCUGGAGGAAGCAGGCGGGCGCCUGGGUGCACCUGGGGCUCGUGGGCUGGAUGGAGAGCCUGGGUUGCGUCUCUGGUUUUUCCAGUUGCAUCAAUUUAGCCUAAUCAAGGCCAUUACCUCUCCUUUCCAGCCCUACCUUUCUCCGGAGCCCGUGGAAAUUGCAGCUUCCCCGUUAGGAAAGCAGAGCUGACGAGGCAGCCAAACCCCAUUUCUUUUUUUCAAACAAACCAAAAAGGGUCAAAUUGCCCAUUCGGGUCUCAAAUGAAUCGUGCGAACGAUCUCCUCGUCCACCCGCUCCGUGUCCCCCCACCUCUUGCUCGGUGUUACAUCAGCCCAGACGUCUCCAUCUCCCACCCAGGGCUCCUCGGGAUCCUUUUGCGAGCACAGAUGGAGUCCUGGACCACCAGCAGGACCACACGUGGUCUCCUCAUCCUCUGCUGACACAAGCCUGGCUGCUUGUGGAGCAUCAGGUGUGGGAGAGUGAGCAGGAUCAGCUCCAGAGCAGGAAUUGGGGGAAAAAAAACCCAGGGUCCUACGAGGCUGAGCUUCAGCUCCAUGAGAAGAGAGACCAAGGUGUCCAGAAGGAGUUGGAGACCACUCUUCAGCUCUCCACCUCCACCCACCCUGUGGGCAAACCCCUG